AUGUUGAGCCGAGAUAAUCCAAAUGUAAAUAAAACAGUCGAAAAUAUUAUCAAUGAAGCUAUGAAGAAAGUUGGAGCUGAAUUGUUAAACAUCGAUCCUUGUAAUUUACAUAUAAUUCAUAAUGGAUUCAAAGCAGAUCCUUCAUUAAGAACAGAAUCUGAUUCAGCUGAUCAAAUGAUUCGUAUUGGAAGAUCAUCGCCAAAAUUAUUAAGUGAUUCUGAAAUCGAUUGUAUUCGUCACGAAUUCAUGAUGUAUGCAACUGAGACUAUUGAUGAAUCUUGGCAUAUCAAGACUGAACAGCAGGAAAAUACUGAUUUUACACGUCAAUUUUGA
Rotaria sordida is the source of this 333-nucleotide messenger RNA. The record is from the annotation of a GenBank genome assembly. Lineage: Eukaryota; Metazoa; Rotifera; Eurotatoria; Philodinida; Philodinidae.